Hyaloscypha bicolor E is the source of this 1081-nucleotide messenger RNA. Its product is annotated as ClpP/crotonase. The record is from RefSeq and is a predicted model, not a curated record. The transcript is spliced from 2 exons. Gene Ontology annotation, cellular component: mitochondrion. Gene Ontology annotation, biological process: fatty acid beta-oxidation. The coding region runs from base 132 to 1013 and encodes 293 amino acids. Lineage: Eukaryota; Fungi; Ascomycota; Leotiomycetes; Helotiales; Hyaloscyphaceae. Gene Ontology annotation, molecular function: enoyl-CoA hydratase activity.
GUUGAUCUUUCUGCAUGUUUCUGACUUGGGAGCUGGUUUUUCCAUUGACUCGACAUUUCCUUCCUUCUUUUAAUAAGUGCACCAAGUGAGGAUCUGAAUUGAGCAGAAAUUUACAGUUAAAAAGAGUAAAGAUGGCUAUUUUCAUGAGUAUGAGGCCAAUUGCCUCUCGAUUCAGAGCUUCAACUUCUGCUCUUCCUGCCAUAGCUCGUACUUACUCUGCCUGGUCAGUGAAAUCCUACGACUUCAUUCAAACGACGGAGCCACGGCCAGGAGUAGGGCAAAUAACUCUCAACCGCCCCAAAGCCCUCAACGCCAUCUCCACGCCCCUCAUCGACGAACUUAAUCACGCCCUCCAAGCCUUCGACCAAAGCCCAGAUAUCUCUGCAAUUCUCCUCACCGGCAGCCAGAAAGCGUUCGCCGCAGGUGCAGACAUCAAAGAAAUGAGCACCCUCACCUUCUCCGAAGCCUACACAACCUCCUUCAUAGAAUCUUGGUCUCAACUAACCACCACCAUCAAAAAACCCAUAAUUGCCGCCGUCUCAGGCCACGCACUCGGCGGAGGCUGCGAACUAGCACUUAUGUGUGAUGUCCUGUAUUGCACGGAAACAGCGAAUUUUGGACAGCCGGAGAUUAAGUUGGGCACGAUUCCCGGUGCGGGAGGAAGUCAGAGACUGACGAGGGCGAUUGGGAAGGCGAGGGCGAUGGAGCUGAUUUUGACGGGGAAGAGCUUUAGUGGGAAGGAGGCUUUUGAGUGGGGUGUUGCGGCCAGAACGUUCCCUACUUGGGAGGAGUUGAUUGAGGGGAGUUUGGCGACGGCGGAAACGAUUGCGGGGUAUAGUAAAGUGGCGGUUAUGGCUGCUAAGGAGGUGGUGAAUAAGAGUCAAGAUCUGCCAUUGAGAGAUGGGGUGGAGUAUGAGAGGAGGGUUUUCCAUAGUUUGUUUGGCAGUGAGGAUCAGAAGAUUGGGAUGAAGGCUUUUGCGGAGAAGAAGAAAGCUGAGUGGGUCCACAAGUAGGGAAAGUGCUGUAAAAGCGGUAUCAUUGUUUGUAAAUUGCUAGAUGCAUUUAUGCUAAACUCCCUGGC